ACUAGCGCUCCUGAGGGUUUAAAAGGACAGUAUCGAGUCGUUUUUGAUCAGCGUUCAUUUGGUGGUGAAUUAGAGAACACCAUUAAAAAAAGUUGGUGUGACUUCUGUGUUGCGCGGGAUUAAGGGACUAGAGGAAUCUGUAUCAAACAACAACAAAAUUAACCAAUCAGCCAUGAAUUCUGUGGUUGUUUUAGCGCUUCUGGUCGCAGUGACUUUAGCUGCUCCUUCACAGCCUGGUAAACGUGCUCCAGCAGCAGUUUCUAAAUAUCCAGCAGGACCCUCCAAAUAUAAUUUUAAUCCGUACACAUCCGAUGGCUCCGAAGAAGAAGAAGACUCAAACAUCCAUAAACAGUUGAACGCUUUCCUAAUCGAAUAUCUUCCCAGGCUGACACAAUCAGCUGUUGCCCCUGGAGCCUAUGCUGGUACAUAUAAUUCUCCACCAACAUUUAUUGCUGGGCCACCUGGACCGGCUGGACCUCAAGGAGAAAAGGGAGACAAAGGAGAAACAGGCUCUCCAGGUUCACAAGGCAUUCAAGGACUACCUGGUUCGGAUGGAACUCCAGGAUCUCAAGGAGAAAAAGGUGCCGAUGGAGCCACUGGGCCGACUGGUGAAAAAGGUGACAAAGGCGAAAAAGGAGAUUCAGGAUCGAAUGGCGCAGAUGGCAAAGACGGAUCGCCAGGAAAAGACGGGCAAACUGGAGCAGUCGGACCUCAAGGGCCAAAGGGUGAAACAGGCGAACCAGGCACAUCUUACUCAUUCCCUGGACCUGCUGGAGAGCCUGGAGUUCCUGGGAAAGAUGGAGUCCCUGGUGCUAAAGGAGAAACAGGGCCUCAAGGACCAUCUGGCAAAGACGGAUCUAAUGGCGAAAAAGGUGAAAAAGGCGAAUCUGGUCCUCAAGGAGGAAAAGGAGAAAAGGGAGACCAAGGAGAAAAAGGCAGUGAUGGACUUCCAGGUGCGCCCAGCUAUGUGCCUGGUCCGGUUGGGCCUGUCGGCGCACCUGGAAAAGAUGGUCAGAAUGGCAAUGAUGGCGGUUCCGGUAAAGAUGGAAAAGACGGUGCUCCAGGCUCACCAGGCCCCAAGGGAGAGAAAGGAAGCGAUGGAGAAAAAGGUUCGACUGGUGAAAAAGGAGAAACAGGAUCUCAAGGACCGCAAGGCGAACCCGGAGUUGCCGGCCCACAAGGAGUUCCUGGCCCGUCUGGAGAAGUAGGCCCAGUUGGGCCAAAAGGAGAAACUGGCGCGACUGGACCGAAAGGACCUAAAGGAAACCCAGGCGUUCCAGGCCCUAAAGGAAAAACUGGGCCCAAAGGAAAAACGGGACCGGCUGGACCUGUUGCUUACGGAGAAAGAAGUUAUCCCGCUUCAACAGGCAUGUAUAUCCCUGUGGUAGCGGCGGCAUAUGGACCAGCAGCCAGCAGUUCCAGUUAUGGACAAGCUGUACCUCAGAACUGGUAUCAGUCUCCAGCUUACAAGAAGACCAACAAGUAUUCUUCAAACAACUCUGAAGAAGAAAGGGCCUAAAAGUGGACUGCAUCGUAUCCCAAUGAAUGAUUUUUUUUUAUUCGUCGUAUAUAUUCUCAAAUCACAAUUUCAAAAACAAGAUAAUAUUUAUAAUUAUGUGAAGACAAAUUUAUCAUUUCAAAUAAUUGCGCUAUUAAUUUAAAAAAAAAGAGCUGCUGUGCAUAUUCAAACGCAUCUUAUAACUUUUCAGAGUAAAAUCCUUUCUUAUUCAAAUAUCUUUCUUAUACAAAAUGUAUGGUAUAAUCUAUAAGUCCAUGCCCUAUCGUAAUCAUUAUUGACAUGGCAAAUAAAUUUAUUGACUCUUUAAA
This is a messenger RNA of Daphnia pulex (common water flea), 1827 nucleotides long. RefSeq names its product collagen alpha-1(I) chain-like. Lineage: Eukaryota; Metazoa; Arthropoda; Branchiopoda; Diplostraca; Daphniidae. Bases 173 to 1519 code for a protein of 448 amino acids. The record is from RefSeq and is a predicted model, not a curated record. The transcript is spliced from 5 exons.